AAGACUGGUUGCAGAGGACAUGGAAAACAGAAGUGAUGAAGAAGGUAUGCUCAAAGAGAUCAGAGAUAGAGAAUAUCGAUUGUCCUGAACUGUUUAUCAUAAAAUUAAAGCAACAGAAAUGAAGACAAAUUGAUUUGAUGCAAAUUUGAAAUCUAAGCAUUAUUGGAGCCAUAGACUUUAUCUGAAUUUUCAGAAAUCAUACCCAAAAUAAGUUCAUUAAGAGCCUACAUCUAAUGAAACUGUUUAAUGUGCCUAAGAUCAAUCUAAAUUAUAUUGGUAGAAAGAACAAGUGUAUUUUGAAUUUUCUAAAAUCUUCACUCCCAGAUGAAGUACACGAAUUAUGAAUGCAUACUGGGACUUCAUCUAAUAUCCCCAUCUGCUACUACUUCAAGCAAAUUCUUCGAAUUAAUCACAAGGUACUGAAGAAGGUCAGUUUCAUUCGAUUUUCGAUAAAACGGAACCAAUUGAUGAGAUUAAUGGUCUCCUUCAAGCAUGUUAAAGUAUUCUGACUUAGCUUUUGCAAACUUUCUAUUCCUGAACCUUUUGAUUUAUCAAAAUCAAUGCAAAAUACCCAGAUAGUGAGAAUAGAUUUAUACAACACAGGAGGAAAGUUACAGAGUGAUUGGGAACACAACCAAGAGGAAUUCAAGACUCUAAUUGAAAGUCUUGCUACUUCUCCAGCCUUAAAGACCACAUUCAAGGAGAUAGAUCUCACCAAUUGAGGGCUAACUAAAAGUGAAGCCAGGUUAGUAGUACAAAACAAUGGUUUUGAGGUACUCCAAGUGCAAAUAAUAUCCUAGUCUCUCUGUAUUUAACCCUCUAAA
Molecule: messenger RNA, 824 nt
Organism: Moneuplotes crassus
Lineage: Eukaryota; Ciliophora; Spirotrichea; Euplotida; Euplotidae
Source: the annotation of a GenBank genome assembly